Symphalangus syndactylus (siamang) is the source of this 932-nucleotide messenger RNA. It is a transcript of the gene RNASE13, whose product is annotated as ribonuclease A family member 13 (inactive). The record is from RefSeq and is a predicted model, not a curated record. Lineage: Eukaryota; Metazoa; Chordata; Mammalia; Primates; Hylobatidae. Gene Ontology annotation, biological process: defense response to Gram-positive bacterium. Gene Ontology annotation, molecular function: nucleic acid binding.
GGCUCUGGGAUGUGGCAGACAGCCACUUCAGGCCCACUGCUGCCCCCAACCACCUUAACUCUACCAGCAGGAGGAAUGGCACCAGUUGUGACCUGGCUCCUUUUCCUCCAGCUUGUUCUAGGGCCAACUCUGGUCAUGGACAUCAAGAUGCAGAUUGGCAGCAGGAACUUCUAUACCUUAAGCAUUGACUAUCCCAGGGCUAACUACCCAAAGGGUUUCCGGGGCUAUUGUAACGGUCUGAUGUCCUAUAUGCGGGGCAAGAUGCAAAAUUCAGAUUGCCCAAAGAUCCAUUAUAUGAUACAUGCCCCUUGGAAGGCCAUCCAGAAGUUCUGCAAGUAUAGUGACAGCUUCUGUGAGAAUUAUAAUGAAUACUGCACACUUACCGAGGAUUCCUUCCCCAUCACGGUCUGCUCCCUGAGCCACCAACAGCCACCCACUAGCUGCUACUACAAUAGCACCCUAACCAACCAGAAGCUCUACCUACUCUGCUCCCGCAAGUAUGAAGCUGAUCCAAUAGGUAUCGCUGGUCUCUAUUCGGGAAUUUAAUUCCUGAGCCACUCCCCAACCUCUACCACCACAGGCCAGCCUGUCUCCAUUUCCAACACUCUGAUCCCUGUAACAAGACUUCCUUCCUGACUUCUGAGGCAGGCGGGGUCCCCUCCCAAGAGACCAAGUGGGUGUGACAAUGUCCAGGGCUUUGAUCACCAUGCAAAGUGGUGCUAUCGUCUAGGUUCUUUCCAGCUUGUUUACCCCCUCUUCACCCCCACCUCCUCCUCAUCCUCCCUCUCCCAGAGACAGUAAAACCCACCCAAGAAGUUGACUGUGUCCAGUUGGCAGUGACUGUCCACCCACUGGGCCAGAUCCUAAGUCCUGGAUGGAGGCCCAGGGCCUCAACUGACACCAUGGCAACAGGCACCACCUCCCCAUCCCCA